AUAUUUUUCAUCAAGUGCAUUAGAUUUUACUGAACAUCAGGAAGUAUUUAUCAACCAUAAUUUGAUUACCAAAGGUCAUGUGUUAAGCUUAUUAAAGACAAGUUUUGUAUUGGAUCAGGUCAACACAAUGGGUUCCCGUGCUAAUCGAGUAAUUGUAACCAGAAAGACAAGCUCAAAUGCCAGCUGACAAAUACAUAUUUAUGAGGGAAUUUUAAUUAUAACAAUAGGAAGUAGAUACUUGAUCUUAGUAAAUGACGACCUGUCACUGUGAAAUUUUAUCGACAGAACGAUAAUAGAAGAAAAGUCAAGGUUGAAAAUUGUAUCGAUAUAGUACGUACAGAAAAUUUUCCUAGAGAGGACACGUGAAAUCAUGAUCGAUGUUACGUAGAGUCAUGAUAGGACGAAAAACGAAUAUCAAAAAAAGAGAGAUGCACAGCGUGAUAGUAUCGAUUAAUUGUAAAUAAUGUCCUCAUCGAUCGAGCCAUUGCCAGUUCAGAAGUUGGACAGCCUUUUAGCACAAAGUCUCGGUAACGACUUUCAAAUAAAGCACAUAGAAUGGAGGCCUCUAACCGCGCCCGGGGAAAACUUCGGAAGCGUGAUGUUAGCUAUCAGUGUCACCCUGUCCUGGCCGGCCACCAACAAAACCGAGACUUUGAAUCUCGUUGCGAAACUUCCACCUACUAACGCCUAUCUAUUAGAUUUGUUCAACAGUUCAGUGACAUUCCGAAAGGAGCUACGAUUCUAUAGUUCCAUGGCGAGGGAGUAUGUGAAUCUCCAGCUGGAGAGCGGUAUAAACGAGGAGGACCUGACUAUAUUAGUGCCGAAGUUCUACAGUGGUAGACUGGGCUUGAAGUCGAACGAGUUCGACGAGCAAGCGACCAUUAUUCUCGAGAACUUGAAAUCCAAUGGCUUCGAAACGGAGGAUCGAAUUUACGGAUUGGAUAAGAAGCAUACGGAGUACGCGAUCCAGAAACUAGCCAAGCUGCAUGCUCUGACCAUCGCCUUGAAAAUGAAGAAGCCUCAAAUGUAUGAGAAGAUAGCGGCGGAAGUCAUGAUGAAGGUUGCGAAUGAGACUACGAUAAAGUGUACGGGCGAGAUGAUCUAUAAAACUAUACAGGAUAUAAAGGGACUACAGGGUAUUGAACCGUAUUUAGAUCGUGUUACGAGAACCAUAAAUUGUGAGUCACUAAUCGAGACAAGUAAUCCAGAAGAGCCAUGGGGGACGUUGGUUCACAACGACUUCUGGGUGAACAAUAUGAUGUUUCGACACGAUAACAAGGGAAAUAUAAUUGAUAUGAAAAUAGUCGACUUCCAACUGGGCGACUACGACUACGGUGCGAAAGAUCUACUAUUUUUCCUCAUAUCCAGUGCGAAUAAGGAAAUUAUCGACAAUAAACUGGAUGACAUGAUCGACUUUUAUUAUAGCAACUUCAUUGAAGCGUUGAAAUCGUUAAGAGUCGAUACUGAAAAAUUUUCUAAACAGAAAUUUGACGAAAUAGUGAACAAGUGUGGGCCACUUAAGUUCUCGCAAUGCAUCAUGAUGACGCAGGUGAUUCAAGCUCCUCGAGGAAUCACGCCAGAAAUGAAAGACUUACAGGACAACAACGUUUUCAUGGACAUAAGCAGCAAUGAAGUAUACAGAAACAAAUUGUUUCAUACUAUAACUGUAUUCGAGAAAAGGGGAUGGCUACUGAAAUAACGACGAUGCUGCUAUUCUUUAUGUAGUUAGAUAAGUUGUUACAAAAGUGAGAAUGAUAUUUUUAUAGGCGAAGAACACAAAAUUCGUAGCAAGCACGAAAUGUAGAUAUUGUUAAAACUUAUGUUUAUACAAAAAUGUACAUAGAUAAAACAUAAUUUAGAAGAUGUUACUAUCGAGACAUUGAUUGACGUAUCAAAGAACAAAUGGUCCAAGAAGCAGAUUUAGUAAGAUUGCGAAGGCCACGAUACGUGGCCAAUAUUCCCGAUGCCUUGUAUAUGGUUGACGACAAACCAAGACUAAUGGGUAUAGCUGGAGUGGACGUUUUCGCUACAGCGUUCCCAGAUAUUUUAAUUUCCCUCUUAUCUGUUUGCAGCACAGUUUUAUUACGUUUUCGUAAGAUACGCGGGAAUGAGAAUUUAAUCUCAAAGAAGUACCAAAUAUAGAGUUUACUCAAUUCUUAAAUGUAAUUAUUUAAUAAGUAAUUCUCUUUUUUUAGAGCAUGCUUUUUAUCAUGCUCUUGUAAAAAUACUUGCACUAUAUUAUAUUCUCUGUACGUACGUCUGUUCCACAAAAUAAAGAAUAUUUUAUUACACAAACGUAACACAAAUGAAUUUAUAUUCAAAUAACACAAACAAAUAAUCGGGACUGUUACGAUAAUUUAUUUCCGUAAAUGUAGAGUUCAUUAUCACCAAUUUUGUUUUUCUUUUAAUGAAAUCGUAUUUAUUUUUUCUAGAAGUUUCGUGGUCACGUGAAAUAGAGAUGCGUCGCGCGGAAUCUUAUUUCCUUACCUUCCACGUGGAAGCUAUCAGCAACGACUACUUUAUGUAACACGACAUUGAUACAUGUCAAUUUAAACUAUUUGUCAUCCUCGGUUCGAGUUUAUCAAGUUAACUAUAUUGUGAAAAAUACAUAAUUACGAUAGGUACCAGUUCCUCGAUCAUAAAUAAACACUAAACGAUGUUCGUAUGAGUCACGUUA
Molecule: messenger RNA, 2677 nt
Organism: Ceratina calcarata
Lineage: Eukaryota; Metazoa; Arthropoda; Insecta; Hymenoptera; Apidae
Exons: 3
Coding region: 464-1699 (411 amino acids)
Source: RefSeq, a predicted model, not a curated record